Molecule: messenger RNA, 450 nt
Organism: Melampsora larici-populina 98AG31
Lineage: Eukaryota; Fungi; Basidiomycota; Pucciniomycetes; Pucciniales; Melampsoraceae
Exons: 1
Coding region: 1-450 (149 amino acids)
Source: RefSeq, a predicted model, not a curated record
AUGGUAGCUCGAGACAAGGAGCGUCAAGCAGGAAUGACAAGUUUAAAUCCAGCUCUUAUCAGUACUGCAUCGGGAUCUGGCGCCAUUGAAGGAAUGGAUUGGACAGCCAGCAAUAACAAGACUGAUGACGCCAAACAAUUUUCUCCGGAAGUCGAACAACAGCCUCCUGCGCGCUCAAACUCAAUCUCGAUGUGGGAUCAAGACGACUCGGGCCUCUUCGCAAACCCAGCUGAUGAUGAAAUUGAAGUCGAGUCUGUUAUUGAAGAGAGGCCAGACUUGAUCUGGGAUGCUCUUUACAAUAUGGGACUCGGUCCAGAUGAGGAUGAUAUCGAUGACAAUAAUCCAGGACAAGAGGAGCAAGAGGAUGAAAUUGAAUAUGAUAAUGAUAAUAUUGAGCACGAUGAUUAUGAAUCGGAGGACUGGUAUCCUUUCAAAAAGAAGGAGGUAUGA